Messenger RNA from Mesocestoides corti, 2996 nucleotides. Lineage: Eukaryota; Metazoa; Platyhelminthes; Cestoda; Cyclophyllidea; Mesocestoididae. The record is from the annotation of a GenBank genome assembly.
GUCUCUCCAAAAUGAUUGGCUACUAUUGCCUGCAAAGUCCUGUUAGCUGUCAAAUCAGCCUGGCAUUUUUUCAACCGGGAUGCCUAGGCGCUUGGGCGGUCGCCUACUUUUUGGUUGUGGUCCUUGCCGGCCGAAAUGGGAAGGAAUCGAUAAACUGGUGUGCCAUUGUGCAAGGAAACCGGAUAAGCUGGAUAGUAUUGCAAAAUAUUUGCACAAGCGGUUACUUUCGGAUCUACAUCACCGAAAUUAUGCGUAUGCUCUUUCGAUCUUAUAUUUUCUGUAGGAACGUUAAUAUAACAAUGGAAGCAAUCAGUGCUCUUGUUAAUACAUGCUACCGACUCAAACUCAACUUGUUUGACUCAAGUUUUCUGAAAAUGGUCCUGUUACUACUAGAACAAGAUUUACCAGAACUUCAAUUGCUUGGUACAAAAUCGUUUUUGGGGUUUUCGCAAAUUGAGGAGGAUGCACCUAGUUACCAUCGAGAGUAUGACGAUUUGGUAGACCAUUUUGCCAGAAUGGCCUAUUCUAAACUUCCCAACGAGAUUGAACGAAAAAAAGUUCGCGUCGCGGGAAUCAAAGGACUUCAAGGUGUUGUAAGAAAAACAGCUAAAGGUCAGCUUAGAAUCAAUGCCCUCCAAAGCAUGGAGAAGAUUGUUCCUGCAUUGCUCUUCAACAUUCAUGAAAGGCCACCACAAAGCAAUGAGACAGAUGAAUCUGAGCCUGGGUGUCAAGCAGUUUUUGUGUUUAAAGAUGUUGCUUGUCGCGCCUCCUUCACAAACAUUAUUCCAGUCGUUUCCACAAUGAUUUCCCACUUCGACCAUCACAAACUCUGGACUCCCAGCGAUUUUCCUCUUCUUGUUUUUGGCUACCUGUUAGAUUCCAUUAAGAAUAUGCAAGUUGCCCAUAAUCUUGUAAAGGAACUCAUUAAUUAUCUCCGGAGAAACGACACAAGAUUAACUACCCUUCAGCGAAUUUCUGUUGUAAUGGUCAUAGAUAAGACCAUCAUUACACUUGCCAAGGGUGCUAUUGGACCGGACGUCUUUCACAACUUUAAAGCUCUUCUUCAGAUCCUAAGAUCCAGCAUCGAAAAGACUUCGAAGGGCGUAGGAGCUGACGAGCAGCGUUUCCACGAUGCCAUCAUGCACACCAUCGCCGAUGGUCGUUCGGACAGCAAGGAUUACUCAAAGCCAAUGGUCAAGGUGUUGGUGAAAACGAUGCUGACGAUGGCCAUCCAAUAUCAAACAGUCGCCAUCUCCAACGCCAUCGACUUUGACUUCCUGCGUCUCCUACUGCACGGAGUUGCCCUCGACCCAGACGCCUCUAUCCGUGUGUACGUUCAGAAAAUCCUCCAUGCUCUCAUUGAUCGACACAACAAUGCACCGAAGCUGCUCGCCGUCAGAAUUUACCCUCCUGAAGAGGUCAAAAGCGUGUACACACUGGAAAAGCCUUCUCGACAGGACAUUCUGUUCAUGAAGAAGACGGGCUUCGUGUUGACGGAGAACAUUUUCCACCAGAUGUUGGACCCAAGCAACAAAGUUGACAACCUUGAACACUUGAUGUGCACAAUCGGCCUGAUAGCACUGGAAAUGGGCGCAGAAGAAGUCCUUUCGGAGUUGCUUCGACUGGUGCUGGCAGUCCAACAAAAGACGCUAGAGUCGACAGACCACCUUCCCUUGCCGCAUCUCUGUGCGAUCCACGCUGUUCUCGCCACGGUGAUGUCCAUAAUUGUCCCAAUAUCACGUCUCAAUGAAUCCCUCCUCUCACACGUCCAGUCGGUUAUCCAAACGCGAAAGGAGAAAGCGCCGUACCUCCUUCCAGAAGUUGCUUUCAACCGAAAAAAUACUCAGGAAACUUAUCCCGCCCAACUGGUCAUCCCCGAGGACAUGCUCUUCAUUCUUGCGACCGUCAAGUCAGCUAUGAUCCAAGUAGGAUUCGACGCAUCCACACUGGACAUCCCCUAUCCCGCAUUCGAUCCCCUGAAGGCCCUCCAGUCCCUGCGAGUGGUCAUGAUGGGCACGAGGAUGAACGAGUACAACACGUCGGUGGCGGGCGGAGCGGUCAGUGGACCCUCGGAUUACGGCUCUAUGACUCGGUGCAACGGCUGGGGCGCGUAUUCGGGCACCCUGGGCAAGGGCGGUCGUCCCGUUGAUUUUGAGCGUAAAGCCCACCCCGUAACUUACCCUUAUGCAGAGAUUGGGUCAUCGAAGCACCAAUCGGAGCCUCGUUUGGUGCCCGCCUAUCGGAAGAGAGGUCCCUCGAAUGUGUAUGAGCGGAUGGGCCUGAACAACAUGAGGAUGGCCAUAAGCAAGCCGGCUUUGUUCUCCAAAUGCCGCGCCGUUUGUCGCGGCAAUGGGUCUCGCAGCGCCGUGCCAAUGGCCCCCGACAGCCAGUCGAUUAGCAGCCUCUCGAUGGUCGAUAGCACCGUCUCCAUGCCCAACACGGGCUCUCAAGCUUCCGAUCUUGACAGGGAUGAAUUCAUCUCCUUCAAGUACGCACAGAAGAUUCUAGCUGAAUCUCCUGAAGCUCGGAGGAAGCGAAAAACGGCUGAAAAUCGGGCGUCUCCGAAAUACGACAGGUCGUCUGGAAAGCCACCCAUGGAUUUCAAUGAGCUUUGCGCUCUCCACAAGAAACGAGCGCAGACUCAGCGAUUCAAUGUGGCUGGGGUUGUCAGUGACCUCUCGAGCGAGUUAAACCGUCAGAAACCGCAACCGAGGCGCGUGAGCAUCAAUGAGCGCGGCGGUGGAGGCCUCUCGUUUCUUCGGGGAGGCGGCGGACGAUCGGAGAAGCCGGAUGCCUCGGAAGCGGCAGCGCGUCGAGCGGCGGGCGGCGGUGGGGCGGAAGAGAAUUCGGGCGGUGAAGGGGAGGUGGCUUCGGGGGCUGGGGGAGCCGAAGAGGAGACGGCGCAGACCAGCACUGGUGAGGCUGCGAGCCAGUCUGUGCCUCCCCCCACCCAGUCCACUUGGGACUCCAACUACAUCUCCCUCUUUGUUUCGUGA